UUGGCAGUCGGUUCUUGAAACCCGCCCGGUGAAUGCCUCGAGAGGCUCUCGUACACGCGUUUUUUGCCGACCUUUCGAUGCACCCAAGGGGUUCGCGGUGUGCACGCAGGAAUUUCGCGCUUAGGGCCGCGUUAUCUUAGGAAAAUUCGCUUCGGUUCGGCUCGGUUCGCUCCGCGUCGCCGCUGUCACGCGACCGUUUCCCCGAUACAUAUUUCGCGUACCUGUGUGUCUCUUCUCUCCGGCUGCCGCGGCUGUGUUGUGUGCACGGCGUCCGAGCGUUCACGCGUGACAGAUACUUCGAAGAAAGUGAAAUGCGACCGGCGAACCAGCCAGGAAGCUGAUUAAUUGCUCCGAAAUCGACGCAAGAUUUCACCUGGUUUCGCGAGAGUCCACUGUCGACGAUCGGUUUCUAUAGCGCCGUAAUAUACGAUGCCGAACAUUCUCGCGAUAACCGCACCGUGAAAAUAUUGUGCGCGGACACGCUAUUUACGGGUGCCGAGCGUGUCAUUCGACUUUCGUGGUACCAACGGACUCCGGUUUGUAAAUAACAGGGAUCCGCGACAUCGAGAGACCGUCGAUUACAGGAACUUGUGAAACUUCGCCGUAAAUUGUACCACCGUGGAAUAUCGUGAUUUUCUCGCGGCGAAUUAUAGAAUGAUCGGCGGCAAUUUAAGUGAAAAUCGGGGAGACCGCGGAACGCGUAACAGUUCCACGAAAGGCGCAAGAAACCGACUGCCUUAAACGGGAGGAAAACAGUCCGGCGCGAACAGAGGCGAGCUCUCGUAACGCAGCGUAAUAACGGUUUCAAGAAUUUUUCACGUGUCAGUGGAUCACUGGGUUUUCUAGCUGCGGCGCGAUGCGGCGUCUGGCUCAGUUUUUUUCCUGAACGUUCGCAGUGUUCGCACGGAUCCAUCCUAAUUCGCGCGUGGCUCGCCGCUGGCGGGGACUGACGCGACCGGUGCUCGCUCCGAAGCGAAUCGAAUCGAUUCGUCGUCGCGAGUUGCCGCGGGUUUGCUGCGAGCCGCAACCUUCUCGCAAUCGCAACUUGCCACCGGCCGAGAAAGCAGACGAAUCGUUCGAACGAUUAGUGUCUCUCGGGGGACGGAGAAGCCGUUAGCCGUGCCACGGGAACAGAAUUUUCGCGUCCGAGGACAUAAUGGAUCGCUGUCGCUGUCGGAGCCGCCGCUGACAUCGGAAAGACAGGAUGCGCGCAGCAGCGUUUCGUACGCGGUCGUUCUUUUCCAUGCGAGUGCGCGAACGGUCGCAGGACACGAGGAACGAGUGUGGGAAUUCUCAGGACACCGGCGACACCGACGCUAACGACAUCGACGAAGCCGCGCGAUGAAGAGAGACGCGACACGCGAAUAACAGCGACGCGGAGAAAAAGAGCGAGAGAGAGAGAGAGAGAGAGAGAGAGAGAGAGAGAGAGAGAGAGAGAGGAGAGCCUCCAUUCCGGAAAAGAAUCCCCUAACUCGAUUCUAAUCGCCUCGAAAAAUCUUGGUGCACCCGCGGGAAAAGUGCGCGCUCGGCUGUCGGUUGUGCUCGCGUUAAAUGCGUAUACCAGAGAAAAAUACGAUCUCGGUGCCGGCAGCUAGAAAAUAAACGACUCCGCCGCGAGAGUCGUAGAACGGCAACGCGGACGAUAAAACGAACCCACGUGAAGGCCUUAAGGACAAUUUAUGAAUCUGCGUACGCCGCGAUAUCUUAAUAAAGUCGCGUCGUAAAGGCUCGCUCGGUUUUAAUCCUUUCGCCACUCGAGGAAGCGGUUGCAGCCCCCGGCUCUCCCGGCUAUUUUAUAAUAAACGCUCGUUCCGUUCGGGACGUGCCUAAGCCGCGGCCCCGUAAUUACGCAAGCCUUAAAGACAAUCGCGGGGCAAAGACAAUGCCGGAGAUACGGCGAUAUCGGUGAGACAUCGCGCGAGAAAAAUUCCUCAUUGUCCUAGGAAUGUGGGCGUAUCGAGCGAGAUAUCUGGACGAUAAAGAGAUUUCGCGGUGGAAACGAGAUUGCGAGUGCCGUCUGAACGAUACAAAUUAUCGCCGUUUUUUUUAAUCGGUCGAAACUAUCUCGAGAGUGGGAAAUAUGAUAUAAAACGGAGCUACCGAAGCUAUCCGAGUGCAACGAAUUUUAACCCCCGAGUGGAACCGGCCGGUGGACAGAGGCUAAUUAGCGAGGCAAUUAACGGUUUGUGCGGACGGGACUUGUUUCGAAGCGUUGUCUGGGAAGACCAGAUCUAGAAAGCUUAAUUGGUGGGCAGGAUGGGGAAUGCUAGAUCCCAGCCUUGCCGACGGGGCAAACAGCUCUAUCUGUUUUACCUGAUCCAUCGAACAUGGAGCAUCGUGGCGGAACACCGGAAAGAUAACGAUCGUUCCUACGAUACCGACCCCGAGACCGAGUUAUCAUCGAGGUGCAGCGGAUGCAAUGGCUGCGAUUACCGACAGGACAGCCUUACCUUCGACAGCGAGUCGGACAUGGCGCCGAACGCGGACGAGGAGCUGCUGGUAGUGAAGCCGUGGGGAUUGCAACCGGAAAAGGAGCGAUUAAGACCACCUACGUACAACGCGGAGGACUACGCUAUCGCGCUCAGACGAUGGGGAAGGCGUCCAUUAGGAAGCGUCCAGGACUCCCAAGGCACCCUGCCCUCGACGACCAGCUCGAGUUCCGGUUAUGCUUCCGGAAGCGGCGAGAUGACCUUGAGACAAUUCACCUCGGUCAGCGAGCUGUUGAACAAGCUUAGAACGGACCUCAGGCUGGCAUUUCCAAGCUUCGUUCAGGAAUUCGCCUCGCCGCCCGCCGACGGGAUCACGCUGCUGUUGGAGACCCUUCGGGGUGUUCAGCUAGCUCAAAGUUCUCCACCCUCUUCCGGUCACACGGGUCCGCGUGUCGGCACCAGAAGAGCAGCUCUGGACGAGCUUGGCUGCGUCGAGUGUCUGGCUGCCUGCGCCGAACGAUGCACCGAUGCGCCGAGGCUCCUGGUGCAAGCUCAACCCGGUCUUCUUGCUCUGGCAGUCUGUCUGACUAGUAGCUUGAACCGGUCCCGGGUUCUAGCUCUUCAGCUACUGACGAAGGUCUGCCAGGCUCCGGGUGGCCACGCAGCUGUCUCCGAAGCGGUCUCCACUUUGAGGCUCAAGUACGGCGAGGGCGGUAGGUUCCGAUUCCUCGCCGGCGCCCUCCUGGCUCCCAGAGCAGCGAUUGCCCUGAGAGUCGCAGGAGUCUCUUUCCUCAACGCUUUCCUCAAGUCUGCACCAAGGACCCAGACCAGGUUAUACAUUCAGGCCGAAGCCUGCGAAGCUGGACUAGAGCCGCAGGUCCUUCAAGAAUGGCUGAAAGAGCUGGACGGCAGGGAGGAGGACGCCCUGAACGAGCUUCUGCACAAGGAGGUCCAGAAGUGGACGCACAACUGCGUCGACGUAGACACGUUGCAGAGACGGGUGGUACGUGCCGAGGAAACCUGUAGAAUUCUGAGCAAAAAGGUUUCGGCCCUGCAGGCCGAGCUGCAACAGCUCCAAGUCGAGAAGCUGAACAGCUACAACCGGGAGGACCGUGAGAAGGUGACGGUGCUCGGGCCGAAGCAGUCGCCGAAAGUGUCCUCGAACGCGGAGGACGAGGGCAUCAGCUCGUCGGAGAGAUCCAGCAGCCCUGAGAACGGUAAACACCAGAUGCGGAACCACCAGAAGCACAGCUCGUCGCCGGACAACGAUCAGGAGACCACCAUCGACGACGUGAUCGAGGAGCUCAGGAUCAUCGUGAAGGACGCCGAGCAGGAGUUCGGCGACAAGAAUCGCGAGGAGAAGGAGAGGAUCCCGCAGAACACCUCCAAGGACCAAGCGUUCAAGAGCUCGGAGUCGUACAUGCUGGACAGGGUCCUGAAGAGGGACCAGCAGUCCGACGCGAAGAUUUCGAAGUCGAAUCCAGGCUCCACUGUUUCUCAGAGCAUGGCGAAGGGCGAGCAGGUGACCUACUUCGGGAACGAUCGUGAUUACAGCACGGACUCGGGCAGCAACAGAAGGCUGAAUCCUGAUGCGAGAAGAAUCUCCAAGUCCUCGGUGGACGGCAGCGUGAAGAUUGUGAUCAAAGGGCCGGACAUAGAGGACGCCAUAGUCCCGACGAUCCUGCACCCCCAGCCUCCGAGGAGAUCGCCACCUUGUCUGUCCACCAUCAUGGCGGUCAGACACUGCGACUUCCCGGACCACGAAGAGACUUACAACUCUCACGACGAAGAAAUCGAGGAGGAAACCUUGGGGGACGGCAGCGACUCUCUGCUCAGUGCUUCCAGGCUGAAGUACAACGGGAAGAAUCAGACUUACGAGGAGCGGAUCAGGAACGCAAACGGCAACCACUUCCAGAAGCAAUCGAGAAACGUGGACGAGGAGCAGGACGGCAAAUUGAAGAAGAGCUACGACGAUCUCCGACACUUCGACGAGGGCGAGAAGGACAAGAAAACGAUCAGGAACUAUGAGAGCUCGUGCAGGGCGAAGAACGAGACCAAGUCCAGGCAAGAUGGGUUCGUGCAGAGACACAACUCCAAGUACAGGAGCGAGGUGGAGAAGAGGAAGUUGCUUCGCAGGUCCACAAGCCACGACUACCUCGAGUCCAGCGCCUCGAGUCCAAGGUCAAGGAGGUCCGGAAGAAGCCGAGUCGAGAGCCACAUCAGGAAGUUCGAGAGUCUAAACUCGUUCGACGAGCAUCGAAGUCUGCAGAGCUAUGGUAGGCCGGGUAGCUCCGAGAACCUCAGCAAGCAGGAGCACCAGUUCUUCGAGGACAGCUCGAGGAACAGGAUGCGCAGGUCCGAGUCUUUCCACCAUGUAUCCCACGUGGCCAAGAAGGAGCAGUGUUCCUCUCGCGGAGGAAGCGACAGCGGACUGUUCUACGUCACGGAUUUCAACCUGGAACCACUGCUGACACGAAAACCAACGUCCAUAGAGGCUCCAAAAUCACCCAGUCUGCAGACCAAAUCCCUGGAUAGAAUCGACGAGGGCCUCGAUUCGAUGGUGGACAUCGUAAUCACGGAGGAGAAGAGCCAAUGGAGAUCGGGCAAGCACCAGAAGAUCAAGAAGUCUCGGGAGGAGAGACAGGUGAUCAGGUCCAAGUCCAACAGACUCGAGGACACGAGAAAUUGCUACGAUAUAGACGCGAAGAGCAGGCAGGAGGAAUCCAGGAGCAAACACCUGAAAAACGACGAGCUUUAUAAUGUUAGCGUGAAUAACAAACAGCUGAGGAGCGACGAGCUGUACGAGGAGCAGAGGAACCGCGAGUGGAAUUGUCAAAACGAAUUGAAUUCCGCCAAGAGGAACGAUUUGGAUUUUGAUUGCGCGCCCAUGAUCAUGGCCAAGAACGGACCCAAGAACAACUCGUUCAGCCAGCACGAAAAUAUCGCGAAUCGGUUCACGAGCAGACCGAACGAUUCCGGCAUCUUCGCCAGCCGAACCUACGACACUUUUGGUCUCGGAAAGAAUCGGUUCAACGCUGGCAAAUACUCCGGAAACCAACAGAUCAAGGAGAGCCCCGUUGGAAGGAGAAACACGACCUCGUCCGCGACCGGAAACCGCGGAAAAGUCACGGACGUCGUGUCGGGACUCUAUUGAAAGUAGGCCCAUGUAGAUUUCUAGUGUUCUCGGAAACAGAUUUCAAAGAAUGAGAUAUAUUUUUGUAUACAGGUUAAAUACAAAAGUCUUACGAACGACAUUCGUUCAGCCCUUUAGAUAUCCGCGUCGUCUUAUCGUGUACGAAACAAACGCCGAAAUUCAAGUAUAUAGCUUAGAUCGCUCCGCUUAUCGCGACAAGGGGUGCAAUGAUUGUAAGUAUUACAAACAACAAUUCGAAGCUUAACAUACGAGAUGACUUUCAAAUGAAUGCUAAUUUUCUAAUCGUUUCAUUUAAAAUGUGAAAUGAGACAGAUCCGAGAAUGAUUUAUUGUGUGCCACGAUGAUUUGUUUCACUCUAGAACGAGGUACAGCAGUGACGAUAAUUACAGAUUUCAUAAAUUUGCAUAUCAAUCUAAAGAAACGUUGUAUAUUUUUUAGAGAGAAUUGUUUGAUUUAUUAUUUCGAGGUCACUCUAUAUUAGAACAUGUAGCCGUUCUCAAUAUGAAGAUAGGUGUACGGUGAUGGAGUGUCACACGUUUUUCCAUGAAUUGUGCAAUAUUAUUUUUCAUCGCGUGUAAUUACAUCGUAAUUCAACAAGGAACUGCAAUUUAGUAUAAACGCGCAGAUAAGAAAGUGUACAAAGGAAACGCCAGAAAAUGGCAAUGACUAUGAAAUAAGUCCACGAGUUAUCAUCGUUGUAAUCAUUAUUGUUAAGUCCAAACCGUAUUUUUUAACUUAUUAUAACUAAUGUAUUCGCGAAACGUUCUUGAAUUGAAUAAAAUUGUUAUCCUUAUCAUUAUACCGAAAUGGUAUUCAGGGACACUCCUGUAUAAGUGAAACUAAAACUAUUCCAUGGUAUUUAUUUCCGAUUAAUACAACAAUUAUGUAGAAAACAAAAGAUACAACAGUAUAGGAUUUAUGUACACAAAAAAAUAUACAUAUUACCGGUGA
This is a messenger RNA of Megalopta genalis, 6534 nucleotides long. RefSeq names its product multiple wing hairs (gene mwh). Lineage: Eukaryota; Metazoa; Arthropoda; Insecta; Hymenoptera; Halictidae. Gene Ontology annotation, biological process: regulation of cell shape; cell migration; cortical actin cytoskeleton organization. Gene Ontology annotation, molecular function: small GTPase binding; actin filament binding. Gene Ontology annotation, cellular component: cytosol. The record is from RefSeq and is a predicted model, not a curated record.